AUAGAGGGGGAGGUGUGGAGAUUGGGGCAAAGGAGAAAGAGGAAAAGAGGAUUGGAGGGUGACCACGUUUAGCAACACGCAAACCCUCUUUACUUUUUCUUCUUCUCCUUCUUCUAGGGUUUUAGCUCCACUCCUUCCCUCGCGCCUCUGCAAUGAGCAACGACAAGGAUACCUUCAACGUCGCCGAUCUCACCUCUGCUCUCAACGAGGAGAAUCGAGCAGACCUUGUUAAUGCCCUUAAGAGCAAGAUUCAGAGUUUGGCUGGACAGCACUCUGAUAUUCUAGAGUCUCUGUCACCGAAUGUCAGGAAGCGCGUUGAGGUUCUUCGUGAGAUUCAGGGUCAACAUGAUGAAUUGGAGGCCAAAUUUUUUGAGGAGAGAGCAGCUCUCGAGGCCAAGUACCAAAAAUUGUAUCAACCACUGUACACAAAGCGGUAUGAAAUUGUUAAUGGUGAAGUUGAAGAAGGGGCAGUGAAUGAAACAACACCUGAUAAUGAGGAGGAUAAUGAGAAAGGAGUGCCUGCAUUUUGGCUUAAUGCAAUGAAAAAUAAUGAAGUGUUAGCAGAGGAGAUUUCGGAGCGUGAUGAAGGUGCUCUCAAGUUUCUCAAAGAUAUAAAGUGGAGCAGGAUAGAAAACCCCAAGGGGUUCAAGCUUGAGUUUUUCUUUGAUACCAAUCCUUAUUUUACCAAUUCUGUGUUAACCAAAACAUAUCACAUGAUUGACGAGGAUGAACCAAUAUUGGAGAAAGCAAUUGGGACUGAAAUUCAGUGGCAGCCUGGAAAAUGCCUGACACAGAAGAUUCUUAAGAAAAAGCCUAAGAAGGGUUCAAAGAAUGCUAAACCAAUCACCAAAACUGAAGGUUGUGAAAGUUUUUUCAAUUUCUUCAAUCCACCACAAGUUCCUGAAGAUGACGAAGACAUUGAUGAAGAUGCGGCUGAGGAACUUCAGAAUCAAAUGGAACAAGACUAUGACAUUGGGUCAACAAUAAGAGACAAGAUUAUUCCUCAUGCUGUAUCAUGGUUUACUGGGGAGGCCAUUCAGGGUGAUGAGUUUGGAGACUUGGAGGAGGAUGAGGAUGAUGAUGAUAUUGAAGAGGAUGACGAUGAAGAGGAGGAGGAUGAUGAAGAUGAUGAUGAGGAUGAAGAUGAAGAGGAAGAAACCAAGACUAAAAAGAAGUCAUCAGCACCUAAGAAGAGUGGAAGAGGAGCACAGCUUGUUGAUGGGCAGCAGGGUGAGAGACCUCCAGAGUGCAAGCAGCAGUAGAAGUUUGUUUCUGCAGGAGGGUAAUUUAUGAAGUUGAGUUUUGUUGGUGUUCGAGAAUGUCUGAUGUGAAAGUGGGUUUCAUGUGGUUUUAAUGUUUCUUAAUUGAUUUUUCUCCCAAAUCUUGGUAGUCUGAAUUUGUUGAGAGUCCCUUCUCCUAUUUUGCGCCCGUUAGAGAGAAUGUGGUUAUAUAGUUAGGAUGCUGUGUUUUGUUUUUGUUGGAAUUUGUACUUCCAUCUGGUAUACUUGAAAUAUAGUUUGUUUCUUUAACUAGUAAUUUUUGUUAUAGAACUUGAUCAUAGCUUGUUCA
This is a messenger RNA of Cajanus cajan (pigeon pea), 1569 nucleotides long. Its product is annotated as nucleosome assembly protein 1;3. The record is from RefSeq and is a predicted model, not a curated record. Gene Ontology annotation, biological process: nucleosome assembly. Gene Ontology annotation, cellular component: nucleus. NCBI's taxonomy places the organism in Eukaryota, Viridiplantae, Streptophyta, Magnoliopsida, Fabales, Fabaceae.